Pyricularia grisea is the source of this 702-nucleotide messenger RNA. RefSeq lists its product as uncharacterized. Bases 1 to 702 code for a protein of 233 amino acids. The record is from RefSeq and is a predicted model, not a curated record. The transcript has 3 exons. Lineage: Eukaryota; Fungi; Ascomycota; Sordariomycetes; Magnaporthales; Pyriculariaceae.
AUGAAGGGACACGUUGCCAUGCUGCUAGUGGCAGCAACGGCACAAGCACACUAUACCUUCCCUCGCCUAGUAGUCAAUGGCAAGGCCGAAGCAGCAGACUGGACUGCAACACGUAUGACCAAGAACGCACAAAGCAAGCAGGGGAUCGAGAAUCCUACCGUUGCCGACAUACGCUGCUACCAGUCUCAUAAUGCCCCCGAGGUCGCCGAGGUACCCGCCGGAGCAACAGUGCACUAUGUCUCUACUCAACAGGUCAACCAUCCAGGCCCGACACAGUAUUACAUGGCUAAGGUGCCAGCAGGACAAAGCGCCAAAACCUGGGACGGCUCCGGGGCUGUCUGGUUCAAGAUAUACAGUAGCGAGACACCCAAGGUGGACAACAACAAGCAGCUCUUUUGGCCCGGACAGAAUGAAUAUACACUAGUGCCAGCUACCAUUCCAAAGAACAUUCCCAACGGCGAGUACCUCUUGCGUGUGGAGCACAUUGCUCUGCACAUGGCUUCGCAAGCCAACAAGGCACAGUUCUACCUGUCUUGCUCACAGAUCAACGUUUCUGGUGGUGGCAGCGGUACUCCCGGCCCUCUUGUUGCAUUCCCAGGGGCUUAUAGGAGCACAGACCCGGGUAUUCUGGUCAACCUGAACACUGUCGCAACUUCACCGGCAUCAUAUGUUGCACCGGGGCCGGCUGUGUGGAGAGGGUAA